Messenger RNA from Apaloderma vittatum (bar-tailed trogon), 707 nucleotides. RefSeq names its product cytokine induced apoptosis inhibitor 1 (gene CIAPIN1). Gene Ontology annotation, cellular component: cytoplasm. The annotation marks the transcript as partial. The record is from RefSeq and is a predicted model, not a curated record. NCBI's taxonomy places the organism in Eukaryota, Metazoa, Chordata, Aves, Trogoniformes, Trogonidae. The transcript is spliced from 6 exons. Gene Ontology annotation, biological process: iron-sulfur cluster assembly. Gene Ontology annotation, molecular function: iron-sulfur cluster binding.
GAAACGACAGCAGGAUCAAGACAGCGGCCAAACUCCCCACAGCUCUGACUCUCUCCGGGCUGGUGGAAGUGAAGGAGCUGCAAAAGGAAGCGCUGACCCCAGAGGAGGCCCGGUCGGUCCGAGAGCAUUUGGGUUACCAAGGCGAUGACCUCCUCAUCGUUCAGAUAGAAGGCAGGAAGCCCGAUUUCGAAGUGGGAUCCUCCAGUCAGCUCAAGCUUUCCUAUGCCAAGAAACCUGGUCCUUCAGGAAAACCCUCUGUGGACCCAGCUACGGCCAAGCUGUGGACGCUCUCUGCCAACGAUAUGAACGAUGAAGAGAUGGAUCUUUUGGACUCUGAUGAGUUGUUGGAUUCGGAGGAUUUGAAAAAGCCAGAUCCGUCGUCCCUCAGAGCUCCGUCCUGCAAAGAACUGGGCAAAAAGAAAGCCUGCAAGAACUGCACGUGUGGCCUGGCUGAAGAACUGGAACAGGAGAAGAAGAGCUCACAGCCCAAAUCUGCUUGUGGAAAUUGCUACCUGGGGGACGCGUUCCGCUGUGCCAGCUGCCCCUACCUGGGGAUGCCUGCCUUCAAGCCCGGGGAGAAGAUUCUCCUGAAAGAGAACCAGCUGCAUGAUGCCUAACGAAGGCACCUCGGGAUGUCCUGCAAAGGACUCCUCUGCUUUUCCAUCAGCCUGAGGUUCUUCCUGCAGUCCUCCUCAUCCUCUCAAACU